This is a messenger RNA of Megalops cyprinoides (Indo-Pacific tarpon), 3044 nucleotides long. RefSeq names its product zinc finger protein ZIC 5-like. Lineage: Eukaryota; Metazoa; Chordata; Actinopteri; Elopiformes; Megalopidae. The record is from RefSeq and is a predicted model, not a curated record. Gene Ontology annotation, molecular function: DNA-binding transcription factor activity, RNA polymerase II-specific; RNA polymerase II cis-regulatory region sequence-specific DNA binding. The transcript is spliced from 2 exons. Gene Ontology annotation, cellular component: nucleus. Bases 160 to 1647 code for a protein of 495 amino acids. Gene Ontology annotation, biological process: central nervous system development; regulation of transcription by RNA polymerase II.
GACAGAGUGGGAAAAGGAACAAGCAGAGUUAGAGGCAGGACAAAAGAAGUUAUAUAGACCGCUAUAUACAAAUAUAUAUUUAUAUAUUAAUGUUUUGGAAGGCGUGUAGUGGGGAAAAACAAUACCAGUGAGCGUGGAUGGACUAGAUACAGAGUAGUUAUGGAGCCCCCUUUGAGCAAGAGGAAUCCGGCGCUAAGAUUAGCGGAUUUGGCAGCGACUCAACCCCUUCCUCAUCAGAAUGUGACAGGCUUCCCGGGGAUAGGGGGGCAUCACCCUCACUCCCACCAUGCCCACCUCCACCCUGGGGAGAUGGGCAACGACCCUGGAGUGGCACUCACUCCAUUUGGACCAGAGCACAUGGCACAGACAAAUGCUCUCAAACUUAGUCCAUCUCAGCACAUUCAAAGCCACCCCGAAGCCCAGACCGCGGCAUCUUUCACUUCUUCUCAGACCACAGUUGGUUUCCCCGUGGCUCACCCCCACUCAGGCUACGCCACCAGCAGGGACUACAUCCUCAGGAGAGAGCUUUCAGCCUCUGCUAUGCACGCGCUUGGCGACCAGCAUAGUUCCGCCUCCUCCCCUCAUCACCAUGGCAUGUUCAUUUCCCCAACAGGUGCUUAUGGGCACGCAGAAGGUGGUGCCCAUCCUCUUUUCUCUGGACUUCACGAUCAAGCGGCCCCAGGUGCCCACCACCAUGCUCUCAACGGGCAGAUGCGCCUGGGUCUUCCGGGGGACAUCUAUGGCAGGCCAGAGCACUUCGGCCACAGGCCCGAGCACUAUGGACCUUCUUCACUCAACAGCUACAACUCCAUGAACUUAAAUGUGAACAUCGCAUCAGCUCCUCACGGAGCCGCGGGGGCGUUUUUGAGGUACAUGAGGCAGCCCAUCAAGCAAGAGUUAAUCUGCAAAUGGAUUGACCAGGAACAAACUUCAAAGAAGCCGUGCUCCAAAACUUUCAGCACUAUGCACGAGCUAGUUAACCAUGUCACCGUGGAGCACGUCGGGGGACCGGAGCAGAGCAGUCACGUUUGUUUCUGGGAAGACUGUCCGCGAGAGGGGAAAGCUUUUAAGGCGAAGUACAAAUUGAUAAAUCACAUCCGAGUUCACACAGGAGAGAAACCAUUCCCUUGCCCGUUCCCUGGUUGCGGGAAAGUGUUUGCUCGCUCGGAAAACCUCAAGAUCCACAAGAGGACACACACAGGGGAGAAGCCAUUUAAAUGUGAAUUUGAUGGAUGCGACAGGAAAUUCGCCAACAGUAGUGACAGGAAGAAGCACUCUCACGUCCACACGAGCGACAAGCCAUACUACUGCAAAGUAAGAGGCUGUGACAAGUCAUAUACGCAUCCCAGCUCUUUGAGAAAGCACAUGAAAGUUCACUGCAAAUCUCCUCCACCCCCUUCUGCCAACACCGGGACCUCUUACCAUUCCUCGUCUACUACUCUUGGAACUCCCCUCUCCCCGACUUCCGAGCCUCAUCGAAGCCGCUCGGCAAACCUCUCGCCUCAGGUUACCAACCUCAACGAGUGGUACGUAUGCCAAGGGAGCGCAGGACCUAACAAUCUUCACACCCCAUCCAGCGAUGUGCCAACGUCGGACUCGGAGGACGAGGACUCGUUCAGGAACUCAGAUCCAAGGACAAUGCUUUGAUAUCGACAAAAUGAACGUUUAUCUUACUGAGAUGCAGGUCACGAUAAGUGGCCAAUACACGGGAAUUUAAAGCAUAUCAAUUUCUUGACAAUGGAACACGAAACAGCGCCGCGGAUGUCAAAUGGCGAAGAAGAGCCUUCGAAAUCUACUUUCAUACAUUAGCCUAUUUAUUUACUACUGUCAGGAUACGUAGAUGACAGGGACGUUAAUCCCUUGAAACCCUUACAUUUCAUAUGGAAACAAUCAUUAUUAUCAAUGGGACCAGGGGAAAUAAAUCAAAUGUAAUAGAAUCAGAUUUCAAGAUUUGUUGGCAAAUACUUAAUUUACAACACUGACUAAUAGCAAAAAGCUGUUUACCAUAACAACAUGUUUCACAAAUAAUUACUUCUCUCGAAAAUCAACCAUCAUAAAUUCAUAAACGCAUAUACAUACAUGUAUAGUUUAGCCUUACUAACAUGAUUCAGUCAUCACUGAUUAAUUAUGUUCGGAUGACAUUGUCCAUAUGAUCUCAUCACCAUCGCAACCUUUCAAAGUCUGACCGCUCUGAUCCAUCAGUGUCUAAUCUGCACAUGAACAGUAACUAUAGUUUUCCAGGAAAUAGUUGCGAUGUACCUGUUUAACUAUCAGGAAAUCCAUGUACAUGUAUGCCACGUAUGGGGGGACUUCUUAACAUAUAAAGCCUUAUAAAACAUUCCAUGCAAUAGCUCUUAAGCAUUUGCAUUGAAGACAAUUCAGUAUAACCUCCAAUGGCGACGUCCACAUGUCGCCUAAGUCAUGGAUAGAAAAAUAAAGGCAAAUGAAUGCGUUGCAAAGGGUGUGUGCUUUGUUGAAAUUUAUACACUAAGUUCUAAUUAAUUUUGUGUUAUAUUUAAAAACUAUUUAAAAAUAUAUUUUAUGCAAAAUUCACAUCAUUAUACAAACUCGUUUAAGAGUACUAAUUUGUCCUCUGAGACCCUAAAUAUAUAAACCUGACAGGCCUAUCCCUGACGGAUUUGUAUAUAAUUGUAUUGUUGGUCGUGAAUAGUGAUGUAGUCUUUAUUACAACAAUGUUGUUUUGUAAAUUGUAAUUUAUUUGAUGUCGUAAUGUUGUCCCGAAAUUACAGAUACACCAAAGAAUGAUAAUAUUAAUUUUGGUGAAAUUUAGUGCUUUUUUCUGUGGUCUGUUAUAUAUUCUCUUCUUACUUGAAAAAGCUGUGUAAUGUGAAAACUCUCUCUCUCUCUCGCAUGUUCAGUGUAGUAGCUCUGUAUUUAUCGUUGAGGUGCAUGGUGCUGUUUAUUUUAAUGGAGAUAAAAAAACAGAAACAGCCUUGACUAUGGAGGUCUUUGAUGUUCGUGACAAAUUGAUAACGGUUAUAUUCAUCGUAAACUUCAUUAUGAAUAAACAGAACAUUCAAAUA